AAGAGAUGCCAGUUGUUAUCCAAGCUUCCUCGUAGUUAACUGAGCUGCCCAAACACGACCUUACGGCUUAAAACUCCCCUCUCUUGUCUCUUUCACCGCCACUCCUCCCACGCGCCGCCGCAGGGAUCAAGGCGCCUCUCCUCUCUUUUCACCACCUCUCAACUGCUAAUCAUCCAGGUCUUUGGCUAUGUUGAGGACUUGGUUUUAAGUUUAAUUAUACGAGAACCGAAGUAUAAGUAUACAAAUGCGAGUAAUGCAGGAAUUUUGUCCCAGUGCAAACGAAGCCGUGGCUACUGAUGCCAAAAUGCUAGAUUUCUAGCCUGCUUGCCUUAGUCUGGUGUUUGUGGUGGGGGGAUUUGAUGUAGGUGCAGAAGAUCUCUGGUGAAGGGGCUGGUUUUUAGAGACAGACAUAUAGUCGGGGAAAAGGUUUUCAACGCCCUUUUCCCAGACAUGAAGCUUCUUUGUUAUGGAGAUGCUACAAACUUGUUUUGCGGAAAGAACCUAAGUACCUAACCCAAUAAAGAAUUGUGUUUGGAUUUGAGGAACUGGAGGGAUAUAAAGAAUUGUGUUUGGAUUUGAGGAACUGGAGGGAUGCUAACUUCUACUGGGGAAGUAUAUCAUAAAUGUCAGUUUUACUUCAGCAUUUCAAAUGGAUGAUCAAUGGUUUCAAUAAAUCAUCAUCAAUGGGUCCUAGGAGGUUGAAUGGUCCUGAUGCAAAGCCCUUACAUCAGCCAAAGUUCCUUCAGCCUCAUAAGUCUCCAUUGAAUCCUGUCAAUAUCAAACACAAUAGCGAAACACUUAAAUUGCCCCAUUUAGGGGCUAUACAUGAGAUUUCCAUUUACAUCCAUCGAUUUCACAACCUUGACUUGUUUCAGCAAGGAUGGUAUCAACUUAAGAUUACGAUCAGGUGGGAAAAUGAUGAUUCUGGCUCCUUUGGAACGCCAGCAAGAGUCGUCCAAUAUGAAGCACCUGAUUUGGGUUCUGAUGAUAUAUAUGGUGUCUGGAGAAUUGAUGACACUGACCAUAGCUUUUCAACACAACCUUUUCGAAUCAGAUAUGCGAGACAGGAUAUACUUUUGGCAAUGGUGGUCUCUUUCAACUUAUCUCUCAGUAAACUUGAGGAUCCUUCAACCUCUGCUGUCAUUGUGAAGUUUGAGCUCUUGUAUGCGCCUGUUUUGGAGAACAGGUUUAACGUUGAUGCUUGUUUGGAUACAUCCCCUGCUGCAGUCCAUGAAUUUCGACUCCCCCCUAAAGCUCUUUUAGGAUUGCAUGCUUACUGUCCGGUUCAUUUUGAUGCAUUUCAUGCGGUAUUAGUUGAUACAAGUGUACAUGCCAGUCUGCUGAAAAGUGAGGUUCACGCUUCCUCGCUGAAGGUACCCAGUGAUCCUAUAGCUGACAAACAUGACCUUGCUGUGGAGCACAAUAAAUCAAAGCAAGUUUUGCUUCUGAAAGCAUUAUCAAGUGCUCACGACAUACUUCUAGAAGAGCUACAAAAGCUCAGCAUGGCUAUUGAUGUACCCAUUGAAAUGGAAGAUAUUUCAUCUAGCAUAUUAUUCGGUUUCGCUCAAAGAUCUGAUCAGGUCUUGGCAGAUGCUGAAGUGCCAGUGGACGUUUCAAGCAAACCCCUAAAAGUUUCACAGAAACAAAAUGGCAAAGUUGAUUUUCAGCACGAUGAUUUUCUCUAUUCGUUCUCUGAAGAAAAGCUGCUCAAGUCAUUCGAUUUGAUCGGCAAUCAAGUGAAUUACUUGUGGAGCACGUUUUUCAACUUCCAUAGGGCUAAUGCGAAGAAAAUUCUUGAAUCUCUUUGCAACCAGUGGGCUGUUGAUCGUAAAGCUGAAUGGUCAAUCUGGAUGGUUUACACUAAAGCUGAGAUGCCUCAUCAGUAUAUAAGCAGUGUAGCAGAUGAUUCCGCCAUCCGUGGAUUACGUGGUCGAGGACGGAAGUUAACUGGCGAUCCUGCUCAGACUGCUGCUAUGAGGGCAGAGCUUCAUAGGCGAAGUAUUGCACAAAUGAGGAUCAAUAAUCGUUCUAUUCAAGACUUGCAUAUAUUUGGAGACCCAUCACACAUUCCCAUCGUGAUUGUAGAACGAGUUGUCAAUGCACCUGCUCGUUCAACCAGUGGAAAUUUUUAUUUCAGUCAACAAGACCAGAAAUACACAAAUGGCUUUGUUGCUGGAGUUGACGCUAUCCCCUCAAACAAGCUAUCUGGCACCACUCGUCAAACUGGUCGUGUCCUGAAGAUUGUAGUUUUUGUCCAUGGAUUCCAGGGCCAUCAUUUGGACUUGCGGCUUGUUCGCAACCAAUGGCUUCUGAUAGACCCAAAGGCAGAAUUUCUUAUGUCGGAAGUCAAUGAAGAUAAAACAUCCGGAGACUUUAGAGAAAUGGGUCAGCGGCUAGCACAAGAAGUUGUAUCUUUCGUGAAAAAGAAAAUGGACAAGGCGUCUAGAUCUGGGAUCUUGAGAACAAUCAAGCUUAGCUUCGUUGGACAUUCGAUCGGGAAUAUCAUUUUAAGAACUGCACUUACAGAGACAAUUAUGGAACCAUAUCUGAGAUUCCUGCACACGUAUGUCUCAGUAUCCGGCCCACAUCUUGGUUAUCUUUACAGUUCAAACUCGUUAUUUAACGGGGGUUUGUGGCUCUUGAAGAAGCUCAAAGGCACACAGUGUAUUCAUCAGCUGACUUUCACAGAUGAUCCUGAUCUGCAAAAUACUUUCUUAUACAAACUGUGCAAGGAAAAGACGUUGGAGCAUUUCAAAAACAUUAUUCUGUUAUCUUCACCUCAGGAUGGCUAUGUUCCAUAUCAUUCCGCGAGAAUCGAGAUGUGCCCUGCAUCGUCCGGAGACUACUCGAAGAAGGGCAAACUCUUCCUUGAGAUGCUAAACGAAUACCUGGACCAGAUACGAGCGCCUUCCUCCGAGCACCGUGUGCUGCUGCGCUGCGAUGUCAACUUCGACAUCUCCUUGCAGGGAAGAAACUUGAACACCCUGAUCGGACGUGCCGCUCACAUCGAGUUCCUCGAGACGGACAUCUUCGCCAAAUUCAUAAUGUGGUCCUUCCCAGAACUGUUCCGUUGAUUCGCUGCCGGGUUAGGGUUCCAAACGAAAUCCCUCCUCCUGAAUACAGUGUCUCAGGCAUCCGAGCUGUAUUCAGCGCCAUCCGACCUCCGAUUUUUUUUACGCGAGGGGCCAAGUGUCACCGGAUCUUGGGGAUGGCGCGGUGUGGAAGCCCUACGACGCGACGCGCUCGUCGUCGGCAGGUACAAGCUGCAGUGUAAAUUAGUUUUUUCUGUAAUCCAAUUCAACUAGAGACCCACCCUUGAUCAGAUAUGUAUCUUUAUCUAGCAUGGUUAAUUAAAACAGUUUGUUUAGAGGUAAUUUAAAGCCUAAAAAUUGUACCAUAGACUUAGAUAAUAGUACUUAAUUGAUGAUAUAGUUAAUGUAAAGCUCCUUUGAUCUGUAUUAUAACUACAUUAUUAGUUGGUUGAUAAUGUGCAGUAAUAGAGUCCCAAACCAUUUUCUUUGCAA
Messenger RNA from Salvia miltiorrhiza (redroot sage), 3524 nucleotides. RefSeq lists its product as uncharacterized. The transcript has 18 exons. The record is from RefSeq and is a predicted model, not a curated record. NCBI's taxonomy places the organism in Eukaryota, Viridiplantae, Streptophyta, Magnoliopsida, Lamiales, Lamiaceae. Bases 624 to 3074 code for a protein of 816 amino acids.